AUGGCUAAUCUUCCUCCUUCGCUCCCUUUGAAAUCUGUCGCUUUCUCCGGAGCUUCUUCUUCCGGCAACGAUCGCAAUUUAUCGGCGGCGGAGCAGCUGGUACUCGACAUCUGCAACCCCACACUCAGGGAGAAUGCUCUUCACGAGCUGUCCAAGAAGAGAGAAAUCUUUCAGGAUUUGGCUCCGCUUUUGUGGCAUUCUGUUGGUACCAUCCCUGCUCUUCUACAGGAGAUUAUCGCUGUUUACCAUCUCCUUUCUCCUCCAACAAUGACUCCUGCUCAAUCAAACAGGGUCUGCAAUGCCCUUGCGCUUCUUCAGUGUGUUGCUUCUCAUACUGAAACGAGAAUGCUGUUCCUCAAAGCUCAGCUACCAUUGUACCUGUAUGCUUUCUUGAAUACAUCAAGCAAGUCAAGACCCUUUGAGUACCUGCGUCUCACUAGCUUGGGGGUUAUUGGUGCACUUGUCAAGGUUGAUGAUACAGAAGUGAUCAGAUUCCUUCUGAAAACUGAAAUUGUCCCAUUGUGCCUCCGGACAAUGGAAAACGGCAGCGAGUUAUCAAAGACUGUUGCUACCUUCAUUGUUCAGAAAGUUUUGCUUGACGAUGUUGGGCUUGAGUACAUGUGCACCACAGCGGAGAGAUUCUUUGCUCUGGGUCGGGUUUUAGGAAAUAUGGUUACUUCACUUGCAGAAGGACCUUCUCCUAGGCUGCUGAAGCACAUCAUACGCUGUUAUCUCCGCUUGACAGAUAACGCCAGAGCCUGCGAUGCACUUGGAAGUUGCCUCCCAGAUCUUCUGAGGGAUGCUACCUUCAGCAGCUGUCUCUUUGAUGAUCCACCUGCCAGGCAAUGGCUGCAGCAACUGCUCCACAACAUCAGUGUUGGCGGUAGAACACCUCAAGGAGGGAUACCAGGGUUUGAGCACCUGAUUGUGAAUUAA
Messenger RNA from Microthlaspi erraticum, 936 nucleotides. NCBI's taxonomy places the organism in Eukaryota, Viridiplantae, Streptophyta, Magnoliopsida, Brassicales, Brassicaceae. The record is from the annotation of a GenBank genome assembly.